Messenger RNA from Vitis vinifera (wine grape), 875 nucleotides. Its product is annotated as germin-like protein subfamily 1 member 14. Gene Ontology annotation, cellular component: cell wall. Gene Ontology annotation, molecular function: manganese ion binding. NCBI's taxonomy places the organism in Eukaryota, Viridiplantae, Streptophyta, Magnoliopsida, Vitales, Vitaceae. The record is from RefSeq and is a predicted model, not a curated record. Bases 61 to 723 code for a protein of 220 amino acids. The transcript is spliced from 2 exons.
ACCCCUCACCUCUAGCUCUCAACACAAAGAUUUGUGAUUGUUGGAGAUACUACUCUAACAAUGAAGAAGGGUGUUAGUUUCCUGGUAACUGUUGCCCUCGUGGCAUUGGUUUCCUCUCUUGCCUCUGCCUCUGAUCCAAGCCCACUGCAGGACACCUGUGUUGCCAUUGAUGAGCCCAAGGAUGCUGUAUUUGUGAAUGGAAAGUUCUGCAAGGACCCAAAGCUGACCGUCGCCGAGGAUUUCUUCUUUUCAGGCCUGGAUAAGCCAGGGAACACAUCAAAUGCAGUAGCCUCAAAUGUCACUACCGUAAAUGUUGAACAAAUAAAGGGACUCAACACUCUUGGCAUAUCCAUGGUUCGUAUUGACUAUGAACCAUAUGGCCAAAACCCUCCUCAUACUCACCCUCGUGCCACCGAGAUCCUAACUGUCUUGGAGGGAACCCUCUACGUUGGGUUUGUCACAUCCAACACCGAAAACCGCCUCAUUAGCAAAGUCCUCAACAAGGGGGAUGUUUUUGUGUUUCCUAUUGGUCUCAUUCACUUCCAAUUCAAUAUUGGGAAGACUAAUGCAGUAGCCAUUGCUGCUCUGAGCAGCCAAAAUCCAGGUGUUAUCACCAUAGCCAAUGCAGUAUUUGGAUCAGAUCCACCCAUCAAUCCUGAUGUUCUCACAAGGGCCUUCCAGUUGGACAAGAGCGUGGUUAAGUACCUUCAGUCACGGUUCUGAUGGGACAACAACUAAGAAACUAUAUACAUAAAGAAGCUAUAUAUAAAGCAUUGGUCUGCUUGUUUUCAAGUAUAAUGAUUUAGAGGGUUUAUUUUGUAAUGUUGGUGUGGACUUUGGCCAUACUACUAAAAUAAAUCAGUUUGUCUGUUACC